AUUAACAUAGUCCUAUUCAUAUUCACCCUAUCACUAGCCCUAAGCAUCCUCCUAACUACACUAAACUUCUGAUUAGCCCAAAUAAACCCAGACUCAGAGAAACUAUCCCCAUACGAAUGCGGCUUUGACCCCCUAGGAUCCGCUCGCCUCCCAUUUUCAAUCCGCUUUUUCCUAGUAGCCAUCCUAUUCCUCCUAUUCGACCUAGAAAUCGCCCUACUCCUUCCACUGCCAUGAGCCACCCAAUUACAAUCCCCCACUACCACCCUAAUUUGGGCCUCCUCACUCAUCUUCCUCCUUACGCUAGGACUAGUAUACGAAUGACUUCAAGGGGGUUUAGAGUGAGCAGAAUAA
Motacilla alba alba is the source of this 351-nucleotide messenger RNA. The record is from the annotation of a RefSeq genome assembly. Lineage: Eukaryota; Metazoa; Chordata; Aves; Passeriformes; Motacillidae.